This is a messenger RNA of Pistacia vera, 198 nucleotides long. RefSeq names its product stress-induced protein KIN2-like. The transcript has 3 exons. Lineage: Eukaryota; Viridiplantae; Streptophyta; Magnoliopsida; Sapindales; Anacardiaceae. The record is from RefSeq and is a predicted model, not a curated record. Bases 1 to 198 code for a protein of 65 amino acids.
AUGGACUCUCAGAAUACAGGCUUCCAAGCUGGCCAGGCCGAAGGCCAAGCCCAGGAAAAGGGAAGCCAAAUGAUGGACAAGGUAAACAAUGCUGCACAAUCUGCAAAGGAUUCAUGCCAAGAGGCGGGGCAGCAAGCUCAGGCGAAAGCUCAAAAUGCUACGGAUGCUGUGAAGAGCACAGUUGGAAUGAACAAAUGA